GUCCUUGGGCUCUUCAUACAUGUACUCAUCGCUGAGCACAGCUGUAAUGGCUGCUGCUGAUGAGAUUGCAAACAUUAGUAUAGGAUUGGGAAUUUACCCUCUUGUCUUGUGUUCACUGGGUCAUGAGAUGUUUCACGUGGUGCACAGAAAAUAUUUCGUUUGUUGCCUCAUCCAUUCCUGCUCUACAUCAACUUUAUGAUUACGUGCACAUGGCUUCAGCCGAUGACCUUUUAGUGCGAAAAGGGAGAGCCAACUUUCAAGUGAUUGGUUGUGUUGUUGAAGCCGGGAUAUGGUUGUCCCUAUCGACACCUGCAAGAAGUUUGAUACAGACGAAAACUUCUCACAUCCCGAGUAACAUCGAUCUAUCUUUCAAUCGAGACAAUCGUCAUGUAUAUCUCGGUAAUAGUGAACUGCAUGGAUUGGGAGCGAAGGUUUUCUCGUUUGCUCGAUAACAAGCAGCUUCUCCAGUUGAAUGGAAAUGAUGCAAGCACAAAGGGGAGAGUUAACUCGUCAAAGAGGAGACAUGAUGGAUCAGAGGGGCGACUUGCUUGUUCAGAGAAGAAUGAACUUUUCGAAAGCCACCGGGCUCCCAAGAAGGCAGCCAAUGAUGCAGGGAAUCAAGCCGUGGUCUCAAAGGACGUCAUGGUCGUAGGUUUGACAUUGGGGUUGGCCAUGUCUGCACCUGCCAGAUCAACUUCAGCUAAUGGACUUCAAAUAGGGAUGUUUGAUUCGAUUUAUGGUUUUGUUGACGUAGUGGUAGUUUCGAAGACUGGUGAGCAUACCAGAUUAACGACUGCCACAAUUUGGCCGCCGCCGACGAUUGUUUUCAGCUAGUGCUAUCGACCUCAAUGACAUGUAUUUAGGUUUUUAUGUGGGUCUUUUAAAGGGGAAGGGGGCCAGAGGAUUGUGAGGAUUGAGAGAGUUGUAUUGUGGUUGGUAGUCUCGGCAUGUUUUUCCUUGGAGCGUAUCUUAUCAAUAUCUUUGACGUGGAAACGUGAAGAAGUUGAAUCUCAUGCUUUCAACUGUAUAGAGAUUGGAGUGUUAGUUAUGGUCUGGC
This is a messenger RNA of Marchantia polymorpha subsp. ruderalis, 1057 nucleotides long. NCBI's taxonomy places the organism in Eukaryota, Viridiplantae, Streptophyta, Marchantiopsida, Marchantiales, Marchantiaceae. The record is from the annotation of a GenBank genome assembly.